UAGCCCCCAAGGGUCUAUUUUGUGGUAAUCCCCAUUAAGUUUCUCUUUUUUUUCUUUACUGAUUUGAGAGAGAGAGGAAAGGAGAGGGAGAAAGAGAGAUAGAAACAUCGAUGAGAGAGAACAUCCCUUUUGGGUUCUGCUCAGUCUGCCCUGGAGAUUGAUCUAUAAGCCGGGAAAAGUCAGCUGUCCUCAUAACUAAUGACCUGAUGACCCUCAAUGAUGUGGCUGGGAACUUCAGGGAAGAGUGGGCACUGCUUAGAGAAUCCUCUUCAGGGAUACCACCCAGCACAGUUAGAAGAAUGGGCUCUCAAAGGGAUUUCUAGACCAAGGAUAAUCUCCCAGCUGGAACAGAAAGAAGAGCCAUGGGUUCUUCCACUCCAAAAUAUUGAGGCGAGGAAGGUCCUAAGUGAAAGUUACACAGACUUUGAGAAUCAAGUGGAAAAACUCCAUCAAGACAGUUCAGCAGAACAAUAUGGAACAUCCUCAAAAAGGGCCAAUAAUGAUAUUUCUCAUACUCCGAGCUGGGGAGGAAGCUGGGAGAGGGGCCUUGAAUUACAAGAACAUGGAGCCCUUCCAGGAGAGGGCCACCAAGAGCCCUUCACACAGAACAAGGAUUUAAACACGCUCCUGGGUGGAUGUGUAGGAAAGAAGCCUCUGUGUGCAGAAUGUGGGAAAAGCUUUAACCAGAGUUCCUAUCUCACAAGACACCUAAGAACCCAUACUGGCGAGAGGCCUUAUAAAUGCAUUGAGUGUGGGAAAGGCUUCAAACAGAGUUCAGACCUUGUCACCCAUCGCAGAACACACACGGGAGAGAAACCCUACCAGUGCAGUGGAUGCGAGAGAAAAUUCAGUGACAGCUCAACCCUCAUCAAACAUCAGAGAACCCACACAGGCGAGAGACCCUAUAAGUGCUCAGAGUGUGGGAAGACUUUUGGGCGCAAGCCACACCUCAUAAUGCACCAAAGAACCCACACAGGAGAGAAGCCCUACACGUGCCUUGAGUGUCAUAAAAGCUUUAGUCGAAGCUCAAAUUUCAUCACCCACCAGAGGACCCACACAGGAGUGAAGCCGUACAGGUGUGAUGACUGCGGGGAGAGUUUUAGCCAAAGCUCAGAUUUGAUUAAGCACCAACGAACCCACACCGGAGAGCGGCCCUUUAAAUGCCCCGAGUGCGGGAAGGGCUUUAGAGACAGUUCUCAUUUUGUAGCUCACAUGAGUACUCACUCCGGAGAAAGGCCUUUCAGUUGUCCUUACUGUCACAAGAGUUUCAGUCAGAGCUCGCAUCUGGUCACGCACCAGAGAACACACACAGGUGAGCGGCCUUUUAAGUGUGACAGCUGUGGGAAAGGGUUCGCUGACAGCUCUGCCCUCGUGAAACACCAACGGAUCCACACGGGAGAAAGGCCCUACCAAUGUGGCGAGUGCGGGAAGAGCUUCAACCAGAGCUCCCACUUCAUGACCCAUCAGCGGAUCCACUUAGGAGACAGACCGUAUCGAUGUCCUGAGUGUGGCAAAACCUUCAAUCAGCGUUCCCAUUUCCUGACACACCAGAGAACACACACAGGAGAAAAACCUUUUCACUGUAGUAAGUGUGGCAAGAGCUUCCGUCAGAAAGCACAUCUUCUAUGCCAUCAAAACACCCAUUUGGGUUAGGAAAGCAUCUUGAAUGGUUCUGCUGCUCCCUACCAAAUUGCCGUUGCUACUGUCGACAAGUACCCCAAACAGAGGACACCUGAACCUGGGUGUCAGUGGCCAAAGUUGGGCCCUGAUCUGUUCCCUCUCUUUCUUUUAUUCCGUGUUUAAUGGCGAGGAUAAACCUAUAGGAUCCAAAUAAUGUUUGAACACAAAGGGUAUCCCUUCA
Molecule: messenger RNA, 1861 nt
Organism: Molossus molossus (Pallas's mastiff bat)
Lineage: Eukaryota; Metazoa; Chordata; Mammalia; Chiroptera; Molossidae
Gene: ZNF774
Product: zinc finger protein 774
Exons: 4
Coding region: 217-1653 (478 amino acids)
Biological process (GO): regulation of transcription by RNA polymerase II
Molecular function (GO): RNA polymerase II cis-regulatory region sequence-specific DNA binding; DNA-binding transcription factor activity
Source: RefSeq, a predicted model, not a curated record